Messenger RNA from Trichomycterus rosablanca, 1484 nucleotides. Its product is annotated as beta-1 adrenergic receptor. Gene Ontology annotation, molecular function: G protein-coupled photoreceptor activity. Bases 330 to 1265 code for a protein of 311 amino acids. The transcript is spliced from 9 exons. Gene Ontology annotation, cellular component: plasma membrane. The record is from RefSeq and is a predicted model, not a curated record. Lineage: Eukaryota; Metazoa; Chordata; Actinopteri; Siluriformes; Trichomycteridae. Gene Ontology annotation, biological process: G protein-coupled receptor signaling pathway; phototransduction; cellular response to light stimulus.
AAAAGUGAGCCAUGAGGAAGUCCAGAGCUGCACCAACCCCCACUGCCCCAAACCCUUACGUGUGCCCCACAUGUGGGCGGUCAUUCCAGGCCCAGAUUGGACUCUUCAGUCACCUCCGGACCCAUCCCUUGUCACGAAGCCAUGGUCGUCAUCGACCACGAUGGGACGAACAUCACAUCACAUCAUAUAAAGAUGAGAGUAAAUCAAAAUGAUGUGGACUUUCUAUUAUGGGUCCUAGAACCCAGGUCAUCAGUGCCCAUAGACGUCAGAGACGUGUGUGUGUGAGAGAGAAACAGCAGAAUAAGGACUUUUAGACGGCUUCUUCAAGAAUGAACCUGUCUGCUAACACAACAGAAUUAGUGUCCACCAUUAGUGAGUCGUGGAGCAGGAUACAGAAGUCGGUACUCGUGAUCAUACUGAGCACUGAGAUGGUUUUAGGAACCCUGGGAAAUGCCAUGGUCUUGAUUGUUAAAGUGGUGUGUCGAGGACAGUUCCAGUGUGUUUACUGGCUCCCGUUCGCCAGUCUCACUCUGUCUGACCUCUGCUGUUCUGCGCUGAUCAUAACCGGUUCCCUACUGGCGGUCCUGACCGGGGGUCAGAGGUCACCGUGGUGUGAAGUGGUCAGCCUCUUCAAAUUCACCUUCAUUAUAUCCUCCAUCGGAAGUGUGGGGCUCCUGUGUGUACAGAGGUAUGUGGGCCCGGCGUCCACUGGAAGACGCUUCUCGGCCAUCAUCACAGUGGCAUGCUUGGCUUUCUGGUUGUCUGGCACUGUGUUUGGGGUGGUGCCCGUGAUCUACGACUGGGUCAGGUACGAUCCGGCGGAGUUGAUGUGUGCCGUGUUUUGGGAGAGCAGUUACUCGGACAUGCUGGUGUACAUCCUCAGUGCCUUCGGCCUCUGCAUCUUCCCGCCACUGAUCAUGAUCCUUGUCUGCCACCUGCUGAGCUGGGUUACAAAUGGCAAGAAUUCCACCAGUAAAAUGGACUUGUCCUCGGUCACUCCACUGGUGGUCGGAGUCUACCUGGUCUGCUACACUCCGUUUACUUUGUCAGAGCUCAUCCUGCUGGGGAAGUUCGAUCUGUCUCCUUCUCCUGACUGGCUGAGAACACUUUCGUCAGUGAUGGCGUAUCUGGACUGCACCCUGAACCCCAUCAUCUACUGCACAAACCAGGACUUUAGGGAAGCGGCGCUGGCACUUUUGUGGACCAGCAGGAAGUCCAGCUCUCCGGAGCCUGUACUGACCAGCAUUACAAAGCUGGACGUCUAGUAUUAACACAGUGUGAGAUGAAACCAGUGUGUGUGUGUUUUGUAAUCAUAAUAUGUUGUAUAAUCCUAGCAGAAGGACACAAUCUGUGUUUGGAUUAGGUUUCAUAACGUACAUAACAAUCAAACAAACAAAACACUGAGGCAUUGAGGCACAUCUAAAAAAUCUGCUUUAAUUAAAUGGUUUCACAAUCACAAAAACAAUUAAUAUGACAAUUAUUAU